Messenger RNA from Carcharodon carcharias (great white shark), 1286 nucleotides. RefSeq names its product chromatin complexes subunit BAP18-like. Lineage: Eukaryota; Metazoa; Chordata; Chondrichthyes; Lamniformes; Lamnidae. Gene Ontology annotation, cellular component: MLL1 complex; NURF complex. The transcript is spliced from 6 exons. The record is from RefSeq and is a predicted model, not a curated record. The coding region runs from base 389 to 964 and encodes 191 amino acids.
UUCUGGGAGCCAUCUCCCUUCCCCUCCCCCCCCUCCCCAAACAAUCCCUACCCCCAAAACCCCAUCCAAUUAGCUAAACCUGGUGGGAAUCACUGGACAAAAUCAGUUUUGCAAAGUUUUUGCAAGAAGUGUAAUCUCGGUAACCCUGCCACUGGAAUUUAGAGGGGGCGGGGGGGGUGGUGGUGAGGAAAUAUUUUGGGUUCCGUCGUCACUGGCACCGACGCCAGCCAGGCUCAGGUUCAGAUUCGGGGCCUGUGCCAACGCACUGGGAGGCAAAGCCCAGCUUUGCAAGCGGAGAAAGUUCGCCCCGGGGCCUGGUUUGCUUGCUUGGUGGUGGGAGUUGUUUCGCCUUGGCUGCGUACAGCGAGAUCCCUGAGGACCCCUCGGGAUGACCUCGGCAUCAACGAAGGUGGGCGAGAUCUUCUCAGCAGCUGGGGCUGCAUUCACCAAGCUCGGAGAGCUGACCAUGCAGCUGCACCCGGUGGCGGACUCCUCGCCGGCUGGUGCCAAGUGGACAGACACAGAGAUUGAGAUGCUGCGCUCGGCCGUAAAGCGCUUCGGAGAGGAUCUAAACAAAAUCAGCACCGUCAUCAAAGACCGCACAGUUGCCCAGAUCAAGACCACGGUGAAACGCAAGGUCUAUGAGGACAGCAGCGUCCCCCUCCCCUCGGAGUCUCCCAAGAAAACGCAGAAGAAAGCAACAGCAGCAGGAACCGGGGUCUCAGUACCAGCCGCGCCAACACCAGCAGCCACCGUGGGGAACACACCUCCCACUGACUCAACAGCCGUUAAGAAGCAGAAGACGUCCGACGUGACACUCAGCGCCCUCAACGACUCGGACGUCAACAGCGACCUGGUGGACAUCGAAGGCCUCGGAGACGGAUCGCCAGCCAAGAAACUCAACUUCGACCAGGGUACAUGUCACUCUGCUCCCUGGGGUGGGCUGCGGAGGGAGACAGUCUGAGCCUCGAUUCCAGUCUCAUCAUGAACACCUCAGACACCCCCCUCUUGUCUCGUUGAAUCUUCACCUCCUCUCACACUCUCUCUCGCUGCUCUGACAUCCCUGUCUCCCUGGAGAUGUGCCGCUUUCAGACCAGUGCCAGCUCUCUGGGAGGCCGACCGGCUGCCCAACGAUGCCCAUCGCCAACUCACCCGGCGGGGAUGCCAGCUUGGGGAACAGCACUAGUGACUUUGUAACCAGCUUCCAACUGGGCUGUUACACGAGGUUUUGUUUUAGACGUGUAGCAGGUUUCCACGCUUUUCUCAAUAAAUGACAAACUACUCGA